CAGGUUUCUGGGAAGCGGAAGAGAUGCUCAGGGAAACAUGGCCGCUGCAGUGCUGCUCUGUCUGCUGCUGUCAGCCGCCUGGAGUCCCUGGACAGUGAGCUCGGAGGAACAGGGUGAGGGGAACACGUUCCGGGAAGAGCUGCUCCUCACCCCGCUUAGAUCCGGAGACAUUGCAGCGACCUUUCAAUUCCGGACCCGCCUGGACUCAGACCUGCGGCAGGAGAGGGUCUCUCACUAUAGGCUAUUUCCAAAGGUGCUGGGGCAGGUUAUCUCUAAAUACUCCGUACAAGAAUUGCACCUAUCCUUUACUCAGGGCUUUUGGCGGACCAGAUCCUGGGGACAACCACUCUUGCAAGCGCCAGCUGGGGCCGAACUUUGGGUCUGGUUUCAGGACUCUGUUACAGAUGUCGAUAAAACCUGGAAGGAACUAAGUAACAUUCUCUCAGGAAUAUUCUGUGCAUCUCUGAAUUUCAUUGACUCCACCAAUACAGUUACUCCAACUGCGUCAUUCAAGCCCCUGGGGCUUGUCAAUGUGACAAACCAUAAUCUCCUGAGAUAUGCCACCUUACCGAGAGAGAUUGUAUGCACAGAAAAUCUUACGCCAUGGAAAAAACUGUUGCCUUGUGGCUCUAAGGCUGGCCUAGCUACCUUAUUAAAAGCAGAACGUUUGUAUUACAGCAGCUACCAUUCUCAAUCUGUGCACAUCCGACCAAUUUGCAGGAAUGCCGAUUGUUCUAAAGUUUCAUGGGAGUUACGCCAAGCUCUUACUGUGGUCUUCGAUAUGUACUCCACCGGAUUGGGGAAAAGAGAUUGGUCGCUCUUCAAGAUGUUCUCUCGUACAAUAACGGAGCCGUGUCCUCUUGCAACACAGAGCAAAAUUUAUGUAGACCCCUCAGGCAGUGAGAAGGACAGCGAGCUCUUUGAUGUAUCUCCUCUAACACAACUGGAGAGUCAGGUUCCUGUCCAUGGAGAGAGAAAAUUAUACACCGUAUACAACCUGCUAGAACCAGGAGUUUUCAACACUUCUAGGAACCUAAACAUUGCUCUGAAGUGGAAGGGAGGAAUUUCUGAGUCAAGUCCUCCACAGCCCCCGGUUUUUCAUGCUGAACGUUAUGUGAGUGGUUAUGGACUACAGACAGGAGUUAUUAAUACCGUGGUGUAUAACAAUCACCCAUUUAGAGCUUUUCCUGUUAUGCUGUUGGAGACCGUGCCCUGGUACCUCCGUCUAUACAUUCACACGCUUACCAUCACCACCAAAGGCAAAGAGAACAAGCCAAGCUACAUUUAUUAUGAGCCAGCGAAGGACCGGCAACGUCCUCAUCUUCUUGAGAUGCUCAUACAGCUUCCUCCCAGUUCUGUUACCAAGAUCAGCAUUGAAUUUGAGCGUGCUCUGCUGAAGUGGACAGAGUACCCACCUGAUCCUAACCAUGGCUUCUACAUCAGUCCUUCGGUUUUGAGUGUUCUCAUCCCCAGUGCAGCCACUAUGAGAACAGAUGAAAUGGAGGAGAGUCCCCUCUUUACAACUUUGUUCCCAUCCUCCGAUGGAUCCAGUUACUUUAUGCGCCUCUACACUGAACCCCUGCUGGUGAAUUUACCCACCCCAGAUUUUAGUAUGCCAUACAAUGUAAUAUGUCUGACCUGCACAGUGGUGGCAGUGGGAUAUGGGUCCAUCUACAAUCUUCUUACGCGGACCUUUCAAGUUGAGGAUAGCAAAGGGGGAGGCUUGGUCAAGAAGCUUGCCAAUGUAAUACGCAGAAUUCGUGGUGUUCCUCCUUUGUGAUAAACCAUCCAAAUGCAUGAAAUAUGGAUGAAUAAACCUGUAAAAGGAACGUAAAAGUUGUUCCUCAUUGACCCAUAUUGGGAUUAAAAUUACCAUUCCAUCCCACCGGAGAAAGAAUCAAGUUAUUGGGUUAUAAACUACUCUCUCAAUUUCAACUAAAUGGCAGAGAACUUGUCAGAAUCUACCCCCAUCCCCUCCUGGUUUGGUGCUGGGUUGAGGUGAAAACAAGUCUUGAGCAGAAGAAUGUCUUGUGGAAAUGCACUAUAAACCAUUCGCACCACUCAGAAAUGUAAAACGAACAACAGUUUUAGAGGUGGAACUAAGCCUUCCUGGAUUCCCCUAUCCCUGUUUCUCGGUUGUCCAAUCCUGUGUGGACACAUUUCUAGGAAAAGGGAACUGAAUAGUUCUCAGGUGUCCUAAUAGAUUGCAGUUGAAUUGCUACACUCCUCUGAGAACAUUAGACCACAGUGAUGGCCUCUAUGUUGACUUUCAUAACCCUUCUAAUAAACACUU
This is a messenger RNA of Pelobates fuscus (common spadefoot toad), 2293 nucleotides long. RefSeq names its product phosphatidylinositol glycan anchor biosynthesis class T (gene PIGT). Lineage: Eukaryota; Metazoa; Chordata; Amphibia; Anura; Pelobatidae. The coding region runs from base 38 to 1780 and encodes 580 amino acids. Gene Ontology annotation, biological process: attachment of GPI anchor to protein. The record is from RefSeq and is a predicted model, not a curated record. The transcript is spliced from 12 exons. Gene Ontology annotation, cellular component: GPI-anchor transamidase complex.